Molecule: messenger RNA, 305 nt
Organism: Racocetra fulgida
Lineage: Eukaryota; Fungi; Glomeromycota; Glomeromycetes; Diversisporales; Gigasporaceae
Source: the annotation of a GenBank genome assembly
AACAAAACUCAAAGACAGCUGAAAAACGUAUUGACAUUUUACAAAUUAUACUUAAUAAUCAUGAUCCGUUGAAGCAAUCCUCACCGACCACACCUGUGAACAUAUCUGAUGGUAAAACAAUGAGCGACUUUGAAGUACAAGAUCAAAUUACUGAUUUUCUAAUAGGAGGUAGUGACACAAGUGCAUUCACUAUCAUUAUGGCAAUUAUCUUGUUACUUAAUCAUCCUGAGAAAUUGAGAAAUUUAAGAAGCGAAUUGAAAUCCGCGUUUCCUGAUUUACAAUCAAUUGAAUAUGAAGAUAACCUG